UCCCACCAUGUUCUUGCCUCUCAUACACAUACCCCAAAACACCCGUGGUAAUGUGCUAUGUCCUUUGCCCCUACUCUCCACAUGACCCCCCUUCUCUCCCUCUUUUAACUUUCUUCAUAAAUACCCCUAUCACCUCCCCCAUCUCCUCUCCAUUCCACACUCCUUUCUCUCUUUCAACUUACCCUUUUGUUUUCCUUUGCUUCAAAUCCCAUAUCCUUCUCUUUUUCUUUUUCUUUUCUUUUUUCUCCUCUUAUUCUCUGCCCUUCCGAAAUGGCCAUUAGGAAAUCUAACAAACUAACUCAAGCAGCAGUUAUCAGGCAAAUUCUAAAGAGGUGUUCAAGCUUAGGCAAGAAACAUGGCUAUGACGAUGAUGGUCUACCUCUUGACGUACCAAAAGGGCACUUUGCUGUUUAUGUUGGUGAGAACAGAAGUAGAUACAUUGUCCCAAUCACAUUCUUGACUCAUCCUGAGUUUCAAUGUUUACUUCGACAAGCCGAAGAAGAGUUUGGAUUUGAUCAUGAUAUGGGCCUUACCAUUCCUUGUGAAGAAGUUGUUUUUCGCUCUCUAACAUCGUCACUUAGAUAAGAGAAGAGAAGGGCUGUGAAAAUCUUUGAUGGUGUUUGCAUAUGGAGAAAGAUGGCUUAAGAUGAAGCUACAACAGUGCUGGCUUCUCUUUUUUUUAACAUCUUCUCCAUAGUGAUUCUUGAUCUUGGUUUUUUUAUUUUUUCUUUUUCUUUUAUGUAUUGGCUUCCCUUUGAUGGGUUUUUAUGCCUGAUUACUAACACCUAGAAUCCCAAGAAAAAAAAAAUUGUUAAGGUUUUAGAUUUGUAUAAAGCUUUGUUUUCCUCACAGAUGUAGUUUAACACCACUGUGAGAGAAGUUUUUAAGGCAAUGCAAGAAUUAUAUGCCUAUUUAACUUUACAAA
Ricinus communis (castor bean) is the source of this 925-nucleotide messenger RNA. Its product is annotated as auxin-responsive protein SAUR50-like. The coding region runs from base 271 to 585 and encodes 104 amino acids. The transcript has a single exon. Gene Ontology annotation, biological process: response to auxin. The record is from RefSeq and is a predicted model, not a curated record. Lineage: Eukaryota; Viridiplantae; Streptophyta; Magnoliopsida; Malpighiales; Euphorbiaceae.